AGCACUGUUACAUAUCUUCACAGACUCACAACCAGAUGUCGCUUCGGUUUGACAACUUAAAUGGAAAAGCAGGUCUGCCAACCUAACAAUAAUAAAAUUCUUUUUGUCAAAUUUGUGAAUUCUUCGCGCAGGGUGAAUUUUUUUCGCAGUCCAGCCUAAAAAUGCCAGAACUUACUGAAAUCAAGUCUGAUGCCCCCACUACCUCUACUGCUCCAGCUGCUGAAGCCAAACCCGUUCAGGAUGUCCGUGUAGAAGAUGAUGGCAGUGACAGCGACUCUGAGGACACCAUUCCCGAGUUGGAAGAUGCCGGUGCUGGAGCCACCCAAUUGGGCGGUGGUGCCACAGGCUUGCCCAUUGACUUGGUCUCCAAGGCCAAGCAAUCUCGUGGCGAAAAGAAGGCCCGCAAAAUCAUGUUGAAAUUGGGCUUGAAACAAAUCCAAGGUGUUAAUCGUGUCACCAUCCGCAAAUCCAAGAACAUCUUGUUCGUCAUCAACAACCCCGAUGUAUACAAGAACCCCCACAGUGAUACCUACAUUGUCUUCGGUGAAGCCAAGAUUGAAGAUUUGUCCCAACAAGCCCAAGUUGCUGCUGCCGAGAAAUUCAAGGCUCCCGAAGGGGCUAGCGCUGCUGAAACCAUUGCCACCUCCUCGGUUGCACCCAUUGCCGAAGAAGACGAAGAAGAAGUCGAUGAGACUGGCGUUGAUGAGAAGGAUAUUGAGUUGGUUAUCAAUCAAGCCAAUACUACCCGCGCCAAGGCUAUUAAGGCUCUCAAGAAUAAUAACAAUGAUAUAGUCAAUGCUAUUAUGGAGCUGACGAUGCUUUAAAUUGUGUCCACAUGAAUCGACUCGCCCCAUUUCCCAAUGGUAGAGAUUCAUGGCCUGCAUUUUAAGUUUCAUACCCGCCUCAGCAAAACAACUACAACAACAACCACAAGUUGAUCACAUUUAUUACUAUUAACUAUUGCAACAACAACAACAACAAAACAAGUAAAUUACAUUUACAAAAUAUUUUAUUCAGACUUCUUCGUUCGUUCGCGUUAAUUUAGCAUAUUCGUAUGAUAAACAACAACCACAAUUAUCGUUGAUUUGUUAAAUUAAAAAAAUAAAAGCAACCUUGAUUAAGGUUAAUUUUUUCCUUAUUAGAGUUGUGGUGUAGCAACCAACAUUGUGGGUUUGUUGACAUAUAGAAAGCCUCAAGAAGUAAACACCACACACACACACACCGACAACAAAACUUUUUUUGGUAUUUGGUUUUUGUAUUUGAAAUCUAGGAUUUUACAAAUUUGUGUAAAAUUUGAAAGAUAAGCUAAAAGAAAGGAAAUUUUAUGUUAUUUUUUAUUAAUAAUAAAAAAAUGAAAAAAUUCAAAACAAUACAAAAUACCAA
Molecule: messenger RNA, 1383 nt
Organism: Musca domestica (house fly)
Lineage: Eukaryota; Metazoa; Arthropoda; Insecta; Diptera; Muscidae
Gene: Nacalpha
Product: nascent polypeptide-associated complex subunit alpha
Exons: 2
Coding region: 162-824 (220 amino acids)
Biological process (GO): protein targeting to membrane
Cellular component (GO): nascent polypeptide-associated complex; cytoplasm
Source: RefSeq, a predicted model, not a curated record